CCCGGCCGGGCGAGGCGCGGGGAGGAGUCGCGGAGGGGCCUCCCAUCUACUCUUCCUGGGGCUCGGGCUCGGGCUCGGCCUCGGAGGCGGGGCGCCUGGACGAGGAGCGGCCCCGAGCUCCCGAGUCGCCGCCGCCGCCGCCGCCGCCGCCGCCGCCGCCGCCGCCGGGGGCCUGGCGCUCCCCUCGACCGUGGGGCGCCCGCUUCUGCAGCCGCCGGCGGAACAUGGCGCCGUGGACGUUCUGGCGCUGCUGCCAGCGCGGCGUGGGCUGGGUGCCGGUGCUCUUCAUCACCUUCGUGGUCGUCUGGUCCUACUACGCGUACGUGGUGGAGCUGUGCGUGUUUACUCUCUCUGGAAAUGGAGAAAACGGAAAGGCCGUUGUUUACCUUGUGGCUUUCCAUCUGUUCUUUGUUAUGUUUGUAUGGUCCUAUUGGAUGACAAUUUUCACAUCUCCCGCUUCCCCCUCCAAAGAGUUCUAUUUGUCCAAUUCUGAAAAGGAACGUUACGAAAAGGAAUUCAGCCAAGAAAGACAACAAGAAAUUUUGAGAAGAGCGGCAAGGGACUUACCUAUCUACACCACAUCAGCUUCAAGGACCAUCAGAUAUUGUGAAAGAUGUCAGUUGAUUAAACCUGACCGGGCACAUCACUGCUCAGCAUGUGACAUAUGUAUUCUUAAGAUGGAUCAUCACUGUCCUUGGGUGAAUAACUGUGUGGGAUUUUCUAAUUACAAAUUCUUCCUGCUGUUUUUAUUGUAUUCCUUGUUAUAUUGCCUUUUUGUGGCUACAACAGUUUUACAGUACUUUAUAAAAUUUUGGACGAAUGAACUCUCUGAUACACGUGCAAAGUUCCACGUACUUUUUCUUUUCUUUGUGUCUACAAUGUUCUUCAUCAGCGUCCUGUCACUUUUCAGCUACCACUGCUGGCUGGUUGGAAGAAACAGAACAACAAUAGAAUCAUUCCGCUCACCCACAUUUUCAUAUGGACCUGAUGGAAAUGGUUUUUCUCUUGGAUGCAGUAAAAAUUGGAGACAAGUCUUUGGCGAUGAAAAGAAAUACUGGCUACUUCCAAUAUUUUCAAGCUUGGGUGAUGGGUGCACUUUUCCAACUCGCCUUGUGGGGAUGGAUCCAGAACAAGCUCCUGUUACAGAUCAAAAUGAAUAUGCUAGAAGUAUUGGCUCAAGUCAACCCUUUCCUAUCAAACCGCUUAGUGAAUCAAAAAACCGAUUGUUGGACAGUGAAUCUCAGUGGACAGAGAAUGAAUCUGAGGAAGGCACUGUCAGAUCAGGGACAAAUAACCAUGUUACAGUGGCAAUAGAAAAUUGAGUACCACUGGUUCAUAACUAACCAUUUGAAUAAGAACAAGGUUUAUAAAAACAUAUUAUGGACUGAUAUUUUCAGUUUUAUUUGCAAGAAAAUGAUCAAUGGAAUGAAAUAAUUGAAGUAUAACAGAAGAUAUAUUUUUUAAAAAAGGAAGCCUUUGUACAGAUCGCUGGAUCCACAGAAGCACUACUCCAGAGCAGGAAGAUGCCUUAAUCUAACAUAAGCCCGUUUGUGCUACAUCGACUGACUGCUACAAAAGUGACUUAAUCUUAUUUUGGAAAUAACACUUACCUGUUAUGAGAUGCUACAGUAUGAGCUAUCAAAACACGUGUUAACAUGGCAGAUGUAUUUUUUUGACACCUGAGUUCUAUUGUUAGAGUCGUUUCUUUGUAUCCAUAUAAAUUCUCACUCCAACAAGCUGAGAAGUUGUCUUAAGUGAAGUACAUGUAGGGCAGUGUGGUGGCUGAAGGUGAUCGAUAAUAUCCACUUACUGUUGCUUGUACUGUGUAAGGAAAAGAAAAUAACUUUUUUUUAUUGGGUGUUUGCUAAUUUAUAAUUACUGUUUUAUACUUUUCAACAUUUUUAAUAAUAAAGUUUUUUUAUUGUUGGCUAUAAAACAACACUCAGAAAGAUUCAGAUAUCUAAAUAUAGUUAUUUAAAACAUGGAGCACAUUUGUAUAAUUCAUUGAGGGCUUAGUUCUAAGCAUUAAUACAACCAUGUAAUGUAGUGUUGUGCCCAAGGCUUAAGUAGAAAUAUUUUUGGUUUUCUCUGCUUUCAAAUUCCUUUUUUGUUGAACUUUCAUGGGUAUUUUUAUGGGCAGGGAAACACAAAGGCACAUGUGCUAUAGGAAUAUUGGACACAGAACAGUGGCAGUGGCUAGGAGAAAAGUAAAGAGGAAGAUGGGCAGGUUUUGUAAGCUGUUAAAAAUUACUUGUCGUCCUAAGGUAUUUAGGAUACACAUGCUGUUGACUUUCAAAUGUCAGUUUAGGUGAUUACUAAAAAUUGCUUGGAAACUUUUUACAGCGAUGCUAUAAAGCUUAAACGGUGACUUAAAAUGCAAUUUGAACUAGAAUAAAACUGCUUAGCAUAAUUCUACCUUCAGGAGAGAAAUUCUAACCUGAGUAGUCCAUUUAAAACUUCCAGUCUGUGAGCAGUGGAUUCCACUAUUCGUGCCAAUUUUGAAAUCUGACUUCCUUUGGAAAUCCUUUUCCUUUGGAAAUCCAGUCUAAGCGACAGGAAUUGUUGAAUUAAUUCUAAGGGGAAAUACUGUACCCUGUAAAGGAGAAACAACAUAGAAAUGUUACCUCAUUUGUCCUGUUUAGUCCUGUGUGCACACACAAACCAAAAUGAUUGAUUGCUUCCAGUAUUGGAUAGAGCUGAAUCUUAACCAGCAUCUGUAAAUAUUGACCAUUACAGUUUAUCUCUCUGUAAAAUAGGAUUGGAGGAAGGGGUAUUAUGCAUGAGUUAGACUGGAUGACCUCUCACAUUCUUUGACUCCUAAUUUUGCAAAAUUAGCCUUAUAUUUCAUUCAUCCACCAAGUAUUUUGGAGGUACCUUCUGUAUGCCAAACAUACGCUGUAGGGAUAGCUCUGUAAUUUCCUAAUGUAGCAUAAAUUUUUAGUCAGCUGUUCCAGAUCUUCAGUUUAUAGGAUUUGUCUAAUUCCAUUGGCUAUGCUAAUAUUAGAUUUUAAUAGGAAGUAAUGUUUUCUCCCUUUGAACCAAAGGAAUGAGUUACUUUGAAAAUACAGUUUGGAAUAGUAUUACAAUGGUUCCUAUACCUUUAUUUGAACUUUGUAGUCCUAAUACUCUUGACUCUAGAAGACCUUUAAGUAUGCGAGUUAAGGGAGUUAAAAAAAUCACUUCACUUUGGCGGUUUAUGUAUUGUAAGGACAUUGUGAACGUUUAAACUUACCUGACUACUUUCAGAAAUGUUCUCCCGGUACUUUUUGUGAGUAUUUCUACAUUUAGAUCACAGGAUUUGCAUGCACCUGAUUAACAGUUGAGGAAACAUAGUCUUUCCCCUUUAACCUAUUCAGGCACUUUUGUGGUGACGUAAUCUUUCUCUUUUAAGUUUUAUUUAACGUCAUCUUUAAUAGUAGAGCAAACACCUUUUCAAAAGUUUUCACUUAAAGCCUUUGCCUUAGUUACCUUUGGUUUAAUUUAUGGCCAGCACUUUGCCACAUUCUAGAUAUUUGGCUGAUUUAUUCAUACAUGUUAAUGGUCAUUCAGCAGGGGCCUACAAAUGGCCUGGGAGUCACGGCAAGGUUGCCUCUUUGGUGUUUCGACUGGUAUUGAUUGAUUAGUGCUAUCAACUCUUUAGGGGCAAAGGUCAAAAUGAAGGCCUGUCGAAAUCUAUUAGUACUCUAUCUUUGGUCCUUCGAACACUUUGAUAUAUUUAAGGAAAAUAAAGUUGGAUUUCAGGUCCUGCCAUUGCCAUUAAAGACAAAUUCCACCAGGAGUCUUGGUUUUGCCUGGGUACAGAUUUACUUGAAUGUUCGGUACCUGAGGCGUCUGACCGGUAUCAUUAUGCCAAACCAAAGAGCAGCUGCACUACAGUAGUUCUUAAACAUGAACAUGUUUACAGAGUUCAGUUCCAUUUUUACAUGUGGAUGAUUUUUUAAAACCUUGUUGCGUAUUGAAUGAUUUUCAUCCAAUGUGUCAUAAGCGAAUUUAACUGUAAGGUUAGUUUAAAUCAAAUAUGCAAUGUUUACUUGAAUUUUACUUCUUUUAGAAAGAUUUUGACUAUGUUUACAGGAUUGUUUAAAGUAAAGAUUAUCAGACAUGUGAGAUGUCCAUUCAUUAAUCUUUAAAGCAAAUGUAUAUUAAGGGCUUAGGAUCUGUAUAUUGGGGGCACUGAAUAGACAGUGACUUACAAAUAUGUUUUGCUUACAUUUUGUUCUAGGACUAGCACUGCUAUCAAUGGAAACUAUUUUUAACUAAUCUGUUAUUAAGAAAUUAAUCGUAUUUUUGCAUUUCAGCCAAAAUAAAGACCAUAUCUGAUCAUUUGCAAGGCACAGGUGAUGUGUACACCUGAAAUCCACGUGUUUCAUAUGAUCUGAACUGUAUUUUCCAAUCUAAGUUACAAAUGCAAUAUAGAUUCAGAAAGGUCCAUAUUUUUCUAAUGACUUCACUUGCUAUUACUUUGUUGGGUUGCAUAAAGGAGGAAGGAAUUGUAUUUGUAUUAAAAGAUUACGAAAGCUAUUAGUCAAGUUUAUUAUAUUUGUACAUGAUUGCAAAUGAAGCUAUAUGCCCAUAUGAAAGAAAAGAUGGAUACUAUUUUAAAAUGGUCUUUAAUAUGUUUUUAUAGAAACAAAUUUGAAAUACAGUUUAUUUUGGUUGUCUUUACUUAACAAGUACCGUAAGUCCUGUAUUUGUUUCUCAUAAGUAUAAUCCUGGACCAUGACUUAAUGUUAACUCUGCUUUGUCUUUUGGAUGGCCUAACCUACAUUAACAUGAAGGCUGAACAUUUUUAAACUUUUUUUUUCAAAAAUCAUUAUAUUUACCUUAUUAAUAAAUAAAAAUAAAGUCUUGUAUUUGAACAGA
Messenger RNA from Acinonyx jubatus (cheetah), 4863 nucleotides. RefSeq names its product zinc finger DHHC-type palmitoyltransferase 20 (gene ZDHHC20). NCBI's taxonomy places the organism in Eukaryota, Metazoa, Chordata, Mammalia, Carnivora, Felidae. Gene Ontology annotation, biological process: peptidyl-L-cysteine S-palmitoylation; protein targeting to membrane; synaptic vesicle maturation. Gene Ontology annotation, cellular component: Golgi apparatus; endoplasmic reticulum. The record is from RefSeq and is a predicted model, not a curated record. Gene Ontology annotation, molecular function: protein-cysteine S-palmitoyltransferase activity. The transcript is spliced from 13 exons. The coding region runs from base 225 to 1322 and encodes 365 amino acids.